This is a messenger RNA of Nymphalis io (European peacock), 672 nucleotides long. Its product is annotated as endocuticle structural glycoprotein SgAbd-8-like. Lineage: Eukaryota; Metazoa; Arthropoda; Insecta; Lepidoptera; Nymphalidae. The coding region runs from base 159 to 539 and encodes 126 amino acids. The record is from RefSeq and is a predicted model, not a curated record. Gene Ontology annotation, cellular component: chitin-based extracellular matrix. Gene Ontology annotation, molecular function: structural constituent of chitin-based larval cuticle. The transcript is spliced from 2 exons.
CUUAUUUCAUAGAUUUUGCGAAAUCGGUAAAGACGAAACUAGGAAUGCAAGGAGGUGGUUACAGAGAUCCAACUAUAAAUACUCAAAUUACUACAUCAUAACAGCAUCAGUUAUUUACAGUAUCUUCACUCGAUACAUUGACAUCCAAUCAUUCUAAAAUGAAAUCUUUUGCAUUCAUUGCUCUAUUCGUCGCAGUGGCAUUCGCUGCUCCUCAAGCUCCGGCAGAGCCUAUUCCCAUCGUACGUCAGGACAGCCAGAUCAAUGGUGACGGCUCUUACCAGUAUGCUUUUGAAACAGGCAACGGUAUCAGUGCUGAUGAAAAAGGAGAAUUGAAGAAAGUUGGUGACGUCGAAACUUUAGCGGUUUCGGGACAAUUCCAAUACCCCAGUCAAGAUGGUCAAAAUAUUCAGUUGACUUACAUUGCUGAUGAGAACGGUUUCCAACCUCAAGGCGCUCAUCUGCCUACAGCUCCUCCAGUACCAGAGGCUAUUCAGCGCUCUCUAGCCUUCCUCGCCACCGCCCCACCUCAAGCAGAAUAAUAAAAUACCGUUUCAAGUUUCUCGCUUUAAAAAAAUAAAUAGCUAGAAACAUGUAAUUUGAUACAAUGACCAUCACUACAAUUAGUGAAUACAUACCAUAGUAACUUAUAACAUAUAUUUUGUAUUUUUGUAG